Messenger RNA from Dovyalis caffra, 567 nucleotides. The record is from the annotation of a GenBank genome assembly. NCBI's taxonomy places the organism in Eukaryota, Viridiplantae, Streptophyta, Magnoliopsida, Malpighiales, Salicaceae.
AUGGAGGUCUUUGGUAAAUCCAUGAUUUCUGGGCCUGCCAAUGUUGUUUACCUCUCUACUAUUCUCGGACGUGAUGGUCCAAUUCCUGUCCACAAAUGUGACUGGAAGUGUGAGAAUGAGCAUGUCUUUGGCAACAUGUACCGCUGCAGGCUCACUGGUCUUACUCACAUCUGUGACAAGAACUGUAACCAGAGAAUUUUGUAUGACAACCAUUCUUCCCUUUGCCGGGCAAGUGGCCAGAUUUUCCCCUUUUCCCCAGCUGAGGAGCAGGCUGUCAGAGGAGUUCGCAGGAAGCUCGACACGGAGAAUAGUAAUAUCCCCUCUGAUAGCUGCUCUUUAAAGCGCAGGCGUGAUGCAAAGUUUCAUCCUUCUCCUUUCGAGAGAUCUUUCUCUGCUGGGAGAAAAGAGGGGGGACAGGAGCGUGACUUUGUAUCAUCUGUCUGUAAUAUGUUCUAUGCUAUUGAUUGCAAAAGGAGGGAAUCGCUUUGGCAUGAGGCCAUCAAAAUAAAAGAAAAACUAAUCCCAGAAAAGCGAAAUUGCGGCUCAGGGUUCUGCAAAGCAACGUAA